UGAUGGUGGAAGCCAUUGAAAGAAGGGGCAACAUUAGGAAGGAAUCGCAACAGGAAAACGCCCCACAGAGAAGCUCCAGUUUUAAGAUCGCAUUGAGAAUGAGGAAAUAAAAUGGAGGAUGCAGCGAAACGUGUGUCAGUAGCAAAACGCGAAUCAGUAGCAAGACGUCCGUCACAAGCAAAACGUCCGUCACAAGCAAAACGUCCGUCACAAGCAAGACGUCCGUCAGAAGCACCAGGAAAAGUCCUUCCUAGAACAUUGCCUGAUGAGGAAGAGGACGAAGAUUUUGACUGGUGGAAAUUUGGUGUAGGAGUGUUGUCGGUCGCCAUGUUUAUCUGCUCCAUUGGAUUGUUUGCACUGUAUUACGUUCGGAGAAAAGAAAUAAAUGAUAAAAAUACGGCAAUGGCAAGGAUUCGGAAAUUUAUGGUUGGCCGCAACGGGUCUUUGAGCACAUUGAAUGAUCAAGAGAUACUCAAUGAAGCUUUAGAACUGGGAGAUGUCUUAAUGAAUUCCAAGAAGAACAUUCAAGAACUGCAAGAUAUGAUUGAUGAUAUUGUUAAAAAAAUCAAUGAAGGUUGGAAGGCAUUUAAUGGCAGCCUCUAUUACCUUGACUCGAAAGAAAGGAUUUUCAAGGAGGCUCAGGAUGAAUGUAAAAGACUAAAGACAAUUCUGGCUACAGUCCCUAGUGACAAUACGGAGCUUUUUUUUAGAGGCACUAUCUCUCCGUUCAGAAAAUGGGAUUUGGAUUGGACUCCAGAAGAUUAAAAACAAGUGGAUAUGGAUAUCUGAGAAUGUAACACUUACCGACAGUUACUGGGCAGAAAACAUGCCGGCUGUUAAUUAUGCUAUAGACGAAGACUGCGUUGCAAUUAUAAAGAAAUGUAAGAAAGGGAAGUGCUGGCACAACAUUAGCUGUCUUAAGAGAAGACGUGCGGCAUGUAGGAUGGAUCCGGAUCCGAGGAUGAUUUCUUAAAAUCUGGAUUUCCUGAUCUCUAUGCAAUUUUUAAAAAGCUCAAUUUCAGAGCAAAAGCCUCUUAGUUUGCCACUUUUUGGAAACACGGCACGGAAGAACUCCUCUCUGUGACUUCAAAGCCUUGCACCUCCUGCUUCUUUGAGGCCUGAAAGAGACCUGAGUGAUGUAAGUGGA
Molecule: messenger RNA, 1147 nt
Organism: Sceloporus undulatus (fence lizard)
Lineage: Eukaryota; Metazoa; Chordata; Lepidosauria; Squamata; Phrynosomatidae
Product: C-type lectin domain family 4 member K-like
Exons: 8
Coding region: 112-765 (217 amino acids)
Source: RefSeq, a predicted model, not a curated record